AUGUCCCUUAAAACAGCAAAAGAAAUCUGGGAUUAUCUCAAGUCCGAAUAUGAAGGAGAUGAGAGGAUUCGUGGAAUGAAAGUCCUGAAUUUGAUCAGGGAUUUCGAGUUGCAGAAGAUGAAGGAGUCAGAGUCGGUAAAAGAGUACUCUAACAGACUUCUCAGCAUCGCCAAUAAGGUGAGAUUGCUUGGUUCUGUAUUAAAUGAUUCCAGGAUCGUUGAAAAGCUGCUGGUCACUCUUCCAGAGAAGUUUGAAGCCACCAUUACUACUCUGGAGAACACUAAAGACUUGUCAAAGAUUUCUCUUACAGAGCUCUUGAAUGCUUUACAAGCGCAAGAGCAAAGGAGGUCUAUGAGACAAGAAGGGGUGAUUGAAGGUGCCUUACUUGUUAAGCAUCAAGACAGCCGCAGGUAUAAAAGCAACAAAAAUUUCAAAAAUCAAUUGACGUAUGGAGAUUCAUUUGCCAAUUAUCAAAAGACAAAAGGAGGAGGUUUCAAAAAAUCCUAUCCACCUUGCCGCCAUUGUGAGAAGAAAGGUCAUCCACCAUACAAGUUUUGGAGAAAACCUGACGCCUUCUACUCCAAAUGCAAUCAACUUGGACAUGAAGCUGUGAUCUGCAAAGCCAAAGAUUUGGUGAAAGAAGUAGAUGCACAGUUACUUAAUAAAGGUUAUAAAGUGUUGUUUGAGAAUAAGCGGUGCUUGAUCAAAGAUGCUAGUGGCAAAGACUUGUUCAACGUCAAAAUGAAAGGAAAAAGCUUUGCUCUAAAUCCGACGGCCUUUAUAUCCAGAGCUGGUGCCACUGGGACUUGGCACAAAAGACUUGGGCACUUUCAUCAUCGAGGUUUGUUUCAGAUACAGUCAAAGAAGCUGGUAGAAGAACUCACUGACAUUGAUGAUGACAUGUCUCCUUACCGUGCUUGUAAUUUUGGGAAGCAACAUAGGCAACCCCUUCCUAAACAGGCAUGGAGAGGCUCGAAAAAGCUGCAACUGGUUCAUGCUGAUCUUUGUGGUCCUCAGCGAACACCAUCAUUAAAUGAUAAUCUUUAUUACAUUGCUUUUAUUAAUGAACUAACAAGAAAGUGUUGGAUAUUCUUGCUGAAGCAAAAGUCAGAAGUUGCGGGUGUAUUUUGGAAAUUCAAAGCCAAAGUUGAGAAGGAAAGUGCAUGCUUGAUUCAGACUAUAAGAUCAGAUAAUAGCAAGGAGUACACUUUAGAAACUUUUAACAGGUUUUGUGAAGAGACUGGAAUUGAACAUCAAUUGACAGCAUCAUACACUCCUCAACAGAAUGACGUCAGUGAAAGGAGGAAUAGAUUCAUUAUGGAGAUGACGAGAUGCAUGCUUCAUGAGAAGGAUCUUCCAAAGCGUUUUUGGGGAAAAGCAACAAACACUAUUAUGUGCUUGCAAAAUCGAAUUUCAACAAAAGUUGUGAAGGACCCGACACCAUUUGAAGUUUGGUAUGGUUACAAACCUUCUUCAAAGUUCGUUAGAGUAUUUGGGUGUCUUUGCUUCAUUUACAUUCCACAGGUCAAGCGUGAUAAGCUUGACAAAAAGUCAGAAGUUGGCAUCUUUGUUGGCAUGUUAGAAGAGUCUAAAGAUGAACGACAAGAUGCUUUGGUUGAUGAUGCACCUGUCCGAGGAGGAGCUUUCAGUGAUCGAGAAAAACAAAAUCUGGGAACGAGUUUAGGGACUUCAUAA
Messenger RNA from Cucurbita moschata (crookneck pumpkin), 1695 nucleotides. RefSeq lists its product as uncharacterized. Bases 1 to 1695 code for a protein of 564 amino acids. The transcript has 3 exons. Lineage: Eukaryota; Viridiplantae; Streptophyta; Magnoliopsida; Cucurbitales; Cucurbitaceae. Gene Ontology annotation, biological process: DNA integration. Gene Ontology annotation, molecular function: nucleic acid binding. The record is from RefSeq and is a predicted model, not a curated record.